CCACAACGGCACCAUCGAGAGCAGCCGCCUGUGACCUUGCCAGUUGCAGCCACCGCACACGCCUUGCGCGGUACCUCCAUCCUCCGGGUGCUCCUGCUUCCGCGCACCGUCAUGCGAUGAAGUCUCUCUCGCCCCCUCCCCACUGGCCCGACGGUGUUCUCUAUAUCGCAGAGUCGCAGUACCACUCGUCCGUUCCGGCCGACCUGCGUCUGGAGCUAUGUCGCAAAGGAACAAGUCCAUCGGGGAAGCAGUCUUCCCAGCGGCUCACUGUCAUCCGGAGAAUCACUGAAACAUCACAUCCGGCCUGCGGACAACUUGGCCUCUUUGCGGCCAAGAAGAUCUCUCCGCACACCCACAUCGUCGAUUACAUUGGGGAGGUCCACUGCGAUGACAGACCUGAAUCAGACUAUGACCUGUCGCUGUAUCGUCCAUCUUCCGGGCUCAACGUGGGCGUUGAUGCUCGGCGCAUGGGAAAUGAAGCGCGGUUUAUCAACGACUACCGGGGUAUCAAGUCCAAGCCGAACGCCUUGUUCGAAGAGCGUCGAGCUGAAGGUGGCGAGCUGAGAAUGAGCGUAUGGACCAGCGGCGACCCUCUCAGGAAAGGGGAGGAGAUUCUUGUCUCGUAUGGUAAAGGAUGGUGGCAAGCACGCUCUGGAUAAUCUAGUGCCUAAGACUGCUGACUCGAGAACAACAAAGCGCUUGGAGACCAUCGUCUGACUCUGUGUCCAAGAAGGCAUACCGUCUCGGUUCUUCACGGGGUACGGUGUGUGCUGUGUGGUGUAUGGGACCAAUCAUGUACUCGUAUUCAGUGCCAUUUGCUUGCUGUGCGCCGGUCACUAGUUCUGAAAUAUGACGAGGUACACCGUAUGUAUGUUUUUGUCGAAGACAACUCGAC
Molecule: messenger RNA, 895 nt
Organism: Fomitopsis serialis
Lineage: Eukaryota; Fungi; Basidiomycota; Agaricomycetes; Polyporales; Fomitopsidaceae
Exons: 2
Coding region: 117-659 (180 amino acids)
Molecular function (GO): protein binding
Source: RefSeq, a predicted model, not a curated record